This is a messenger RNA of Paramecium sonneborni, 1574 nucleotides long. The record is from the annotation of a GenBank genome assembly. Lineage: Eukaryota; Ciliophora; Oligohymenophorea; Peniculida; Parameciidae.
AUGAUUAUAUUAAGGGCUAGUUUUUAAUUUGCAAGGAGAGUCAAAUAAUUAAAAACAUCUUUGAUAAAUGAUGAAAAAAAAUAGGAUAUUGACAAAAUAUCUGAAGGAUUUAAAGAAUCAAAGAAAGGAGAUGACAAAGAGGAAAUCAAAUAAAAUUAAUAAAAUUUAGAUAAUGUAUAAAAGAAGGUGUUUGAGAAAAAGUUUAUAAAAUCUUCAGAAUUUUUAAUGGCAUGUAGUCAUUAACCAGCUCUUUCUUUACCAGAAGAGAUUUUAAAGAAAGCUAGAAAAGUAUUUUCAAAAUAUCCACCUGAUGAAUUAAGAGAGGCCUCAUAUAAAUAUAUGAGAAUGUAUUAAUUAUUACACGCUUUAGAGAAACCUUUAUCUAUAACAAUAAAAAGAAAUAAUUUAUUUGAGAAUCCAGAAAAUUUAUAAAAAUUAACAGAAAAAAAAGUCAUACAUUUAUAUAAAAAAGGAACAAGUGAAUAAGAAUUAUUGGAUAAGAUAUUUGAGAGAAGAUAAAAAAAAGAUUUAAGUUUAGAUAGAUUAAAUAGCGCUGAAUAAAAAUUAGAAGAAUUUCAUAAUUUUGCAUCAGCAAUAGAUUAUGAUUAAAUAUUGACAGUUUCUUACUUCUUAAGAAAAGUACCAGGAUCUUUUGCAGUAAGUUAAAAAAUAAUGCAAGAAAUAUAAAAGAGAAAUCCAAAUUUUAAUCCAUAAUCAAUGCUUGAUUAUGGAAGUGGAAUAGGAACUUGGGCAUGGAGUUUUAAAAAAUUAUAUCCAGAUGUUAAAAAUAUAGUUUGUGUUGAACCAAAUUUGUAUAUGAGAAAAUUAGGAAAAUUUGUUUCAUAAGAUUAUAUAAAAGAUAUAAAAUUUUAUGAAAGUUUAUCACAUACAUUGGAACUCAGUUAUGAUUAUUUUGAUUUUAUAAGUAUAGCAUUUGUAUUAGAGGAAAUAAAUCAUCCAGAAGCAAGAUUUUUAGCAUUAUAAUCUUUAUGGGCUAAAUUAUCAGAAAAUGGAAUUAUGAUUUUAGCAUGUCCUGGAUCUCCAACAGGAUUUCGUUUUAUUAAUGAUUUCAGAGAAUGGAUUUUAAAGUAAAAAGGUUUUAUUGUUGCACCUUGUUAACAUUAAUAAACAUGUCCUAUGGCAAAAGAAGGAUUUUAAUGGUGCCACUUUAAAUAAAUGUUUACUGCUUGGCCUAAAGAUGGUAUUCUUAUUAUAUAAUUAAGAGUAUUUCCAAAGUAUAUUUAUGAAAAUACUGCAGUGACAGAAAAAUUUUCAUAUUUAGCUGUUUCCAAGAAAAAUUGGAUUUAAGAAGGAUAAGAAUGGCCAAGAAUUACAUUUGAUCCUUUAAAAAGAGGAAAACAUUUAAUACUUGAUAUGUGUACAGAAUAAGGAAAAUUAGAAAGGUAUCAAAUUAAUUUAUUAAUUUAGACGUAUUAUAGCUAAAUCACAUGGAAAAGAAGGUGGAUAUUAUGAAGCAAAACAUUUAAAUGGAGGAGAUUUAUGGAGAUUUCCUAAAUUACCUCCAUCAAAGGUGGGAAAAAAGAGAAGAAAGCAACCAGUUAAAAUCCUAUGAA